This is a messenger RNA of Hyposmocoma kahamanoa, 1226 nucleotides long. RefSeq lists its product as uncharacterized. The transcript is spliced from 6 exons. The record is from RefSeq and is a predicted model, not a curated record. NCBI's taxonomy places the organism in Eukaryota, Metazoa, Arthropoda, Insecta, Lepidoptera, Cosmopterigidae. Bases 18 to 1226 code for a protein of 402 amino acids.
GAGAUCAGAAUACGUCAAUGGCGGCACUUAUUUUCUGGAAUAUUUCCAAGGCGAUGGAAAGCAACCCAUACAUUAAUUUAAAGGAAUCUCUAAGAGCAGUUCAAAAAAAUCUGCAGAGCAAUGAGUACGACGUGAACACGAUUAUCUCGCAACAACCUGUAGAGCGGCACUUGGCGUGCGCCUACCUCGCGUGGCAACAGAUCGGUCACUCUAACGCCGACAGUCUUUACAACUUAAUUUUAUCGCGAACCGCGAACGAAUGCUGUACGUCAAAAGAUCUGGACAAAGAUUUUGAGCAGAACAAGGGUACCGAGAAGACCAAAGUGUCGUUUACAUCUAAAGAUGUCGCAGCGGAGAAAAAAGAAUCCCAUUUUUCAAGAAAAGAUAUUCCAAAAUGCGAGAACAAUACCUGUGUGGGACCUGUGGUUAAAUUGCCCGUGGACGCAAAAAUCGUCAUGCGAGUAGACGGAUCUCUAAUAGGAAACUGUUGUGCAAAAAAAGCGUCUAAUAAAGAUUCAUCAACAAGCAGUAAGCAGCCUAAAAUAAAUGAAGACUUACAGGCAAAAAUUGAUCAGGCCUGUUGUCUAGAUUUAGCAUGCAAUUCGCGUCUUUCGGCGCUGGACCAAUCGACAAAGGAAUUGCGCACGCGCGCCGCAAAGUUGGCACAACGUGAGGCCGAGCGAGUCGAGCUCCUGGAGCGGGCUGAGGGCGCUUGGCGUCAACUCGAAGUUGGCUAUCAGCGGCGUCUGCGUGUAGCGCUCGAGAAGGAGCAGGAUGCCACCCGACAAAUUAAGAAAUUAAUUUGCGAUAGGAAUUGUUUUAAAGAAACAACCAUGGUGCUUGUAGCGCAGAUUAAAGACUAUGCUAUAAAGGUGGAUGUUUCGAGGAAGAGUCUUGAGGACGUUGAAAAGACGUUCUGUGCGGUCGGCUUAGAUCGGUUGAAAUACAACGACGAGUCGACAAAAGUUGAUACCAUGCUCGCCGAAGAGCAGUGCAAAGCCUCACAGUUGGACCGAGACCUUCUAUUCAAAGAAGAGCAGGCUAGACGGCGAGUGUUGCAACUGGAGAGCGAGUUGGAUUCUAGGCGCGCGCUGUUGUGCGAAGCGCAACGUGCAAUGCGUGCUGAGCUCAAUGGUCUUCGUGAUCAGUUGAAAAACGUUUCUAAGGAAUUUAACGACGCAGAGGCUGACAUUGAAAGGAUAAAGAAAGAGGUAGGUACACCAUAA